CUUCUUCGUGAGUCGCCACCGGAGAUCGCCUCUCGCCGGUCGACGAGAACGUCUUCUUUCUUCCUCCUUCUUUCCUUUCUGGAUUAUGUUGUCUGUCGCCGAUUCCCAUCGAGUUCGCCCUCCAGAUCCGCCAGAUCUAGCCCCGCCUGAUGCCGUUGCUUCUUCCGCCGCAUCUCCUCUAGCUUCUACGAGUUCUCCUCAACCUUCUCCGAGUUCUCUCCCUCCGUCAGUUCCCCCUCCUUCCGUAGCCCUAGCUCCUCAGUCCGCCGCCUCUGCUCAGGUCUCUCCGAGUUCUCUGCCUCCGUCAGAUCUGAGCUCGUCGGGAUCCCAGUCUCUCUCUCCCGCCGCCUCUGCUCCGGUUUCUCCGACAGCCUUAGCUCCAGCCUCGAUUCCGGAAAUGGUACCUUCUACCGCAGCACCUUCAUAUGCCGAGCGGUUCAAGGCGUCGUUAAGGAAUCUAAAAAAAAUCAAGUCUCCGGUUUGUGUCGAAGAUGGCACGCCUGUAGUUCAAGCUCCAGCCUCAAUACUGCUAAAGGCAGCAGAUCAAUGGAAAGGUCACAUUGUUGCUCAGUUCCACGGUCUGAUCCCUCCUCCUUCAAAGAUCUUCAACGAUCUGAACCCGGCUUGGGGAAAGUUCGGGAAUAUUCUGAUCCGUUCGGUGUCGGAUACGUCAUGCCUCAUUAUGAUACCGUGUAAAUCGACCAGGGAUUGGGUUUUACAGGUAGGGUAUUGGCAAGCAGGGAACUGUUCCUUUUCAGUUUAUCCUUGGUCUGUUGAUGCCUCGCUUCAUCUCCCAGAGUUGGAAUCUGCACCGACUUGGGCUAUUUUGGAGAAUGUUCCGCCGCAGAUGUAUUCUUUGGACGGCAUAAGCGUGAUUGCUAGUGCGAUUGGGGAGCCUCUUCACACUGAGAAGUCGAGGCUUGAUCCUUUUCACUUUGGCAACACAAAGAUUAAGGUGGAGAUUCCUCUUGACAAGCCUCCACCUACGACGAUCAUUGUCAGAGAUAGUCAAUUGAACUCAGUGAAGGUUAAAGUCUCCUACCCCAGACUUCCACCAAAUUGUUGUAAUUGUGGUCGGUUUGGACAUUUGUUGAAUAGGUGUCCCAAGCCUCUCAUGAGGAAACAACAAGCUAGGGGUCCGAAUGGAGGGUUUGUUCCAGGGGGUACUGCAGUUGCGGUUUCCUCAAUUCCUUUAGCUUCUGGAGAGGUUGCCUCCAAGUCUCGGGAUGGAGGUAAGUCUGAUGGUGAAGUGGGGUCUAGUCUGGCAGGGGUUGGUUUGAAGUCUAAUGUCAGGACUAGGAUAAGGGCUGGUUCUAGAAGGAGAUCCACGGUCAGAAGUAGAAGUUCUCCUCCCUUGAAAGAUAAAGACAGUCAUCGGAGUGAUGAAUCAAUGUCAGUUCAGACUCAGGAGACAGUUAAGGCUUGGAUAAAGGAAAGGAGUGAGAAGAAGCUUCAGGUGUCGCAGGUUUAUGAGGCUGACACUACUAAGGAAGAGAAUUGGAUUCUGGUGGGAGGGAAAAAUAAGGGUAAAGAAAAGGUUUCAUCUGAAGUGGCUCCCUCUGUUGGAGUGGUUUUUUCUAAGCCUGGGUUUGCUAUGGCAAGAAGAAUCAUUCCUGGUGUGAGAAGUGUCAAGAAGCUUGCAAAGUUGGAAGCUAAGAUGAUGUUUGUUAAGAAACCUAUUAAGAGGAACUACCAGCCUAAAGGUGUGAGGGAGGCUGGGGGUAAUGUAUCUUCUAAUUCUUCAUCUUCUCAGGAUAAUCGAGCUGACUCCUCGAGAUUUUUGCGGUCCUGGAUGAGGAAAAAUAAGCCUAUGUUGGGCAGUGUUUUGGAGACUCGGGUCUCAGUGGAAAAUUCGCAGCAGGUUUUUCAGGCGACAUUUCCAGGGUGGAGGAGGGAGAUGAAUUAUGAGUUUGCUGAGAAUGGUAGGAUUUGGGUCGUUUGGGAUCCUGCGGUUUCAGUUAUUUGUUUUCAUAAAUCUGCUCAGAUAAUGUUGUGUGGAGUCUUCAAUCCAGCAACAAAGGAGAACUUCUCAGUAGCUUUUGUUUACGCUUAUAAUACUCAGGUACAAAGAAGGGAAUUAUGGGAAGAAAUCUCAGGUAUUGUGCAGUCUUCUCCAGCAAGGUACUUGCCUUUGAUGAUUUUGGGAGAUUUCAACCAGAUUGUUUUUGCUAAUGAGCAUUAUUCUGUGCUUCCUCAUGAUCUACCUCUCUCUGGGAUGUCAGAGUUUCAUGAUUGCUUGGUGUCUAAUGAGCUGCAGGAUAUGCCUAGUAGAGGGACUCUCUAUACUUGGUCUAAUAAUCAACCAGAUGAUCCGGUUCUUAGGAAGCUGGAUAGAGUGUUGAUUAAUGAGCAGUGGAGUAGUACUUACCCAGAUUCUUUAGCAGUGUUUGACCCUCCAGGAGAUUCAGAUCACUCUCCUAUUUUGGUUAAUUCCUCUUCACUCAUUGGGAAAAGUGGAAAAUCUUUCAAGUAUUUCUCCUUUCUCUCUACUCAUGCAAGGUUUAAAGGUCUUAUAAGAGAUGCUUGGCAGGUUGAGGGGAGAAACUGUAUCAAGCUUUUGAGGGGUACCGAAGAUGAGAGAAUUCAGAAUGUUGAUCAGAUUAAAGAUAUGUUGGUGUCUUAUUAUCAUUCUCUCUUGGGCACUGAAAGUGUUGGAGUUGUUGCUAUGUCCAUUGAUGAGGUCAAGACUCUGCUUUCCUUUAGAUGUGACUCGGAGUUGAAUUCUCAGCUUCUUAAAGUUCCCACAGUUGAGGAGAUUAGAAGGGUGGUGGCGACAAUGCCAAAGAAUAAGGCUCCUGGACCAGAUGGCUUUCCAGUUGAGUUCUUUUGGGAGGCUUGGGAGAUUGUUGGUCAGGAUUUGGUUGAGGCUGUACAGGGGUUUUUUAUUUCUGGGUUCUUACCAAGGAAUUUUAAUGCCACAGCGAUCACGUUGAUUCCCAAGGUUCAGGGAGCAGAUAAACUUCAGCAGUUCAGGCCUGUUUCAUGUUGUACUACUGUCUAUAAAAUCAUUGCUAGGCUGCUGAAACAGAAGCUGAAAUUGUUCAUCUCAGAUGCAGUCCAGGGGAAUCAGGUGGGGUUUGUUCAGGGGAGACAUCUUUGUGAAAACGUGCUACUUGCCUCGGAGCUGGUCACCAACUUUCAUUCUGAAGGUGUCACGACUCGGGGUUGUCUUCAGGUAGAUUUGGCCAAAGCGUAUGAUAAUCUUGACUGGCAGUUCCUUUUGAAUGUUCUAAAUGCUAUUGAAUUGCCUGACAAGUUUGUGGGAUGGAUUAAAGAAUGCUUCACUACUCCUUCUUUUAGUGUUGCAUUUAAUGAUACCAAUGGCUAUGACCUCUUUGAUCCCUUCAAUCCCCCACAAACAACCAUGCUUCCUUCUUUCACUACUCACAUUCAAAGCCCUAGUUCUCACAAUCACUACUCUUCGCCUUCUUUUCCUUUCUCUCCAGAUUUUCUUGACAGUUUUGAUGAAUCCUUGUUGAUAAACCAAUUCUUGUUACAGCAACAAGAUGCAGCAGCAAAUGUUGUUGAAUCUCCAAGAAAACUUUGCAAGAAGCUUCAGCUUAAGAAGAAUAAUGAGAAGUGUGUUGAUGGAACCAUUUCAGAACAAGUUCCACGGAGAAGAAUGGCCAAAAAGAGGGACAGACAUAGUAAGAUCUGCACGGCUCAAGGUCCUAGAGAUCGGAGGAUGAGGCUGUCUCUUCAGAUUGCUCGCAAGUUUUUCGAUCUUCAAGACAUGUUGGGUUUCGACAAGGCGAGCAAGACGAUUGAAUGGCUUUUCUCCAAAUCAAAGGGUUCCAUCAAACAACUUAAAGAAAGAGUGGCUGCAUCGGAAGGAGGAGGAGAGGAUGAACAUCUCCAGGUUGAUGAAAAGGAAAAGGAUGAGACAAUGAAGGUGAGAGUCUCAAAGAGAAGAACAAAGACUAUGGAGAGCUCUUGUAAGACUAAAGAGUCGAGAGAGAGAGCUAGAAAACGAGCAAGAGAGAGAACAAUGGAAAAGAUGAAGAUGAGAUUAUUUGAGAACUCGGAAACAAUUUCAGAUCCUCAUCAAGAAACUAGAGAUCAGAUCAAGAUAACCAGUGGUGUACAAUCACUAGAAAGGGAAAAUAAAGAACAAGAAUGGAGUCAUACUAAUGUGAACAUGGUAGAGUAUCAAAUGGAUUCUGUGAGCAUCAUAGAGAAGUUUCUUGGACUAACCAGCGACUCUAGCACCUCUUCCAUCUUUGGUGACUCCGAGGAAUGCCACACAAGUCUUAGCUCAAUAAUAGGUACUACUUCACAAGCAGGAAUGUCGACACCAAGGGAACACAACACAACUUCAAUAGCAACGGUAGAUGAUGAGAAAAGCCCUAUUUCAUCUUUCUCUCUAUAUGAUUAUCUCUGCUACUGAUGAUCAUGAGUCUCCACCUUAUGAGGUAUUUGGACUUUAUGAUCUAUGCAUCAACAUUAGAGCCUCAUGAGCAGAAUCUAUUAUAUAGAAAUGUAGCUAGUGAUUUGGUGUGUGAACGAGAGGGUUUGGUCAGCCUAAUUUGUUUGAGGCUUUGGACUGCUUGAUUGAUGGAUAUCUAUAAAAUCUAAAUUCUAUU
Molecule: messenger RNA, 4583 nt
Organism: Arabidopsis arenosa
Lineage: Eukaryota; Viridiplantae; Streptophyta; Magnoliopsida; Brassicales; Brassicaceae
Source: the annotation of a GenBank genome assembly